Messenger RNA from Gryllus bimaculatus (two-spotted cricket), 6966 nucleotides. Lineage: Eukaryota; Metazoa; Arthropoda; Insecta; Orthoptera; Gryllidae. The record is from the annotation of a GenBank genome assembly.
ACUUUUCUUGCAAAGAUGUAUUCCCGAAACACCUACGGUGCAAAUGCGGAUUCUGUUUGCCGUGUUCUUACUUCUCAGCAGAAAACUGCUAUCUCAACUCUUCGCCGCCGAGCUCACUGGUUGAAACUAAUGUCCGUCAUUAAUUUUGUUCAAAAAUAAAAUCUUUAAUAUGUGGCUUUUUCAAGGCGAAACUAGUAGUGCUAGAAUAACACUAGUAGUAUACUCUGCUGAAGGGCGAAUUAACGUUUUAUCAGUUAUCUAAUAGAGAGCUUCAAUAUCACACAUUUAAGUUGCAACGAAGCUCCCGUUUGGAUAAUCGCGUUCCAGCUGAUCACUGACAAUACACCUUACCUUUUAAUCAGAGUUUACUUUCUCGUAUUAUUUGUAACGGUUACGUAAUAUAAUAAUACUGCAACUUCUAACCCACUAACACUCCAGCCAUUGGAAACUACUACUGUAUUGUAUUCUUUCUUCCUUGUGGGUAUUAUUGAUACAGAUAUUUUUUUGGACGUUUGUACCAUAAUGUUUUAAUAUUAUAAUGGAUUUUUAAGUAAGAUAGAUAUUUUUAGGUGCGGUAGCUUUUAUUUGUGUUCGUAAUACGUUCAUUACACAGAAUAUUCUAAGCAGUUUUCUGUCACAAAUAAGAAAGUUUUAAAAAAUGUCGAACCGCUAGUUUCGCUGUACAUUACGAGAAUUUGAAAAUACCGCUCAGUCCCACUUGAUUCCUCUCGGUUAGAAAGAAAAGAAAAUUUUAAAAAACGGCAACGUCGAGUUGUUUUGUACUUUACACGCUUACAUUGCCAGUUAUUUGGUGAAUAAUACGAAUAUGGAGGAAGCACGUGCUUCUCAAUACGUGACGAACAUUCGGAAAGAGAUUAGAAGAGUUAUUCUUGUUAGGAAGUUGGCAUUCAUCAGAUGCGUCAUGGGUGUAUUUAGCAACUGUGUGUCAAUGGGACUGAAAGAAUCGUGCAUCUUCGUGCUGUCAAAGUCGAACAACGCCCAGGUGAAGGUUUUCAGUGCCCGAGAUUUGCGUAUUGCUCAAAGAAAACGUCAUGGAAUCAUCAAAUGGGAUUUCUCCUUCUGACGGACCCGAAAUCGUCCAGGGAAGUGAGAACGCGUCUGAUGACGGUAGCCACGAGACUCGGACGGGAAAAGCACCUCGUAGAGUACUGCAUUUUAGCGACGGAGUUCUGGAAGAAUACAGUACGGAUGACGAAGAGGAAGAGGUUGAUAAGCCAGAUCCUUCCAAAGCUAUUGACACGAAAAAGUUGUCAUGGCCCCGAUACUUCUUGUAUGCAACAAUGGCUUUUGGGAAUGGUACUUUAAAAGUGUGCGACUACCUCGGUGAAGGUUUGGCCAACAUCUUGGGAAUAACCACACCAAAAUAUCAGUAUGAAAUUAAUGAGUAUGAGCGAAUGGUGAAAGAGCAAGAAGAAGCGAAAAAGAAAGAAGAUAUUGAGAUGCGUGGAUGGCGUGAAAACAGUUCUAAUGACAAUCCACCUGUGGUUUCUACCAGUCCAGGUCCUGCUGUUGCCACAAUUUCAGAAACCCAGGAGCGAUAUUAAAGGAUCUUAACGUAACUACUGUGUGCUCAACUGUUGAUGUUUGCAGAUCAAAUUUGCAUCAAAUUUGUAGUUUUGCUAAAGAUAUUUUACCAAUUUUGGUAGCUCAACAGGUAGCUCUUGCAGCAGUGGUAUUGUUAUACCUGGGCAUGAGUAAAGCAUUGAACUUUUUUUUCCCAAGAGAUGCAAAUGUCAGAAUUUCUUGACUUCUUAUUGUCCUGGAAUACGAUUUUUUAAACAUUUUUGUACACAAUCUCUUUGUGAACAAAGUACUGACUGAAAAUGUAAAGAAGGUCAAUGAAAAGGUCAGAUUAUUGAGUGAUGGCUUGUGCAAGUUUCUGAAGUGGAGGAAACAAGUUUAUUGCUUAAACAUCUGCAAUUGAAACUUACUGCAAAUUAGAGUAUACAUGUUGACUUGCGAUGGGAGAAGGUUUGUCAGAUCUAUUAGUUCAGUUUUCCUGUGGCAUAUGUCAGUCAACGAUGUAAGAUUACACUGGCUGCCAUUGUCUGAGCAUUCCCUUCCAGAGAAAACUCCAUGGCCCAGUUGUCUCGGCCAAUAAAUGACAGUGCAAGAGAGGGGAUUUUCCCCUUUAGUGGAAUAGCUCCAUUAAAAACGUUUUUUCUUCUGGUCAUGGGUGAUUAACUCGGGUGAGGAGAAAAGGCUGAGUUCCACCACAUAGCGACUUUAGACUUGCAUAGCUUAAAAUACACAUAGUUUAAAACACUUUAUUACAAUAACUUUCACUACACAUACCAACUAAAAUUUGUGCAUUUUUCUUCAUUCGAAGCAGAAGUUUUAUUUGGCAAUUACAAGAAGAAAAUAUAAGGGCAAUUGCCCCCCUUCUCUCUGAGAAAAUGGCAACUGGUGAUGCCACAGCAUUAUUUACCAUAUUUCAACCUGAUCUGCUAAAAUAUAAAAAUAUUAGUGUUAGUUGCUUCCAAAAAGAGGUACAAAUGGUGAAAUGGUACUAGUUAAGGAACUACAUGUAUGUGACCAGGACAGUAUUUACUCGGCUUCAACAUUUUGAAUUUCACUAUAGAACUGUGCCAUUAAAAGAAAUCAACUAUGCACUCCAGGAAUUGUAUGCAAGACUUACCAGAUUGGUCAUAAAUACAAUGGAACUCCAAUUAUCCAGAUUAAUUAAGACAUGUCAUGAGCCACAUAAAAUAAUUGGAUAAUGAAAUAAUAAAUCACAAUUAAAAGGUAAUUUGUAAAAAACACUAAAAAGUAUGUAUAUUUCACUGUGAGUACUAAAACACAGGCUCUCAAGGAACAAAAAACCAAAAAACUUAUAAGAUGGAACUUGUAGUGGCAAAUCAAUGUAGGUUAAGAUCACGUUCCUGAUUGAUAAGUCCAACAAUGCGCACAGUACAUGUGUUUACUGUAUUCAUUGUUCUCUGGAAGAUUUUGUGUUUUAAUUCAUUUUGCUGCAGAUUGAUUAUAGAAAGAUAAAGAAAUGUACAGUAAAGUAAUAACUGUUGAAGAAAACCAUCUUGUUGUUUUAAUAAAGUAAUUUUACUCUAUCAAUUUUUUUCUUCAAAAAGAUAUGGAUUAUGGGAGUUCUAGUGAAUACAAAUGGUGCGCUAGGAGGGAUGUGCAAUGUAAAUAUUCCAAUUGGACCUCCAUUUUAAAAAUAUUUAUUGAUACAUAAUACAUAACAAGUUUUAUUGUAUACAAAUAUAUUUAGAUACACUAAAAAAAUAUGUAUUUAUUUUUACAUGCACUCACAAAUACAGGAAUGUGGUCUAUAUGUAUUCAACUCAUAUCAGUAUGUUUUUGACUACAUAAAUCAGUUACCAAAGAUGUCUUUCAUGGAUAGUGAGAUUUUAGAACGCUCUUUAUUAUUGUGCAAUAUAUUUUCACACUGAAGUUGUUUGUAAUUGAUAACUGUCCAGUUGUCUUAAGACUUGUUUUGACUGCUGUAAUAAAAUAACUUUUCUCUUUAGAGCACAUCAUUUGCUGUGCACAUUUUUGUACAUUGUUUUUUACAUUUUGCAACGUUUUCAGGAACAGCCACGAUUUAAGGAGGAAAAAAGUCAAUUAUAUAAUACUACUUACUUCUGCUGAUGGAAAGUAGUGCUCAGAAUUUAUUUUUCUUCUGCAGUAAGAUAAAGUAAACCUUAGUGACACAUGUAUCUGAAACCUUUUUAUUUUGUGAUGUGGAGCUUGAGAUGAAUUUGGGUUUGAAACGAAAAUCUUGUUUGGAAGCAAAGAGAUCGGAUAUGCCUGUAAAGGUUCUGUUACCAACUAAAGGUACCCAUAAUUGACAAAUGUAUUGGUUGAUUGUCCCAUGAAUAUGUGUCACUGUAAGGGAUUAUUUUUGUAUAUAUCUGCAAGAAUAUGUUCAAUUUUCUAUUAACAUGUGCUUCUGCUGUAAGUGGACAUCAUUGAUUCCACAGAAAAUUGGUUGUUAGUGAAGGUGGCUGCAUAACAGUUGUGAACCAAAGAGUGCAAGAGGGUGUGUGUAAAUGUUUGAACCCAGUAUAUUUUUCAAUUUUUGUUUAGCCAGGAACUCUUUCUUCAUUUAGAACUUUGUUUUAGAACUUUUAUUGUUGAUAUGCCAUAACCCUAAGUGAUAGUUUUGUCUUUUAAUGCUUAUUGAAUGUUAACAAAACAAUUCAAAACCAUCACAAUGUGCAAUUGCUUUGCGGAAACUCUGGUGAUCUCUUGUAGCCAGGAGUGCUCAUAGACAUGUUAAAUUCUUAUUUUAGUAUCUGUUGAUGCAGAGAAUAGUUGUGCAACCGUAGCAACAUAUUGAGAGGCCUCUCAGCGAUUCCUUUUUGUCACUUUUUACAACCUUAUUCUCACUUUCUUUUUCUUUUUUUUCCAAAAAUUGAUUUAUUGAUUUAACUUUUUAUAUGUUAUCUUGAAUGUAUUAUAAUUCUUUGAAAAUCAAGGUAGGAAUAAAGUGAAAAAAGUCAAAACAGCAGGAAACUUUUGUUUGGAAACUAACACAGGGUGGCCACUUUCUGAAAAACAUGGAAAACCGGGAAAAAUCAGGGAAUUUGAAUGCUCUGGAAAAGUCAGGAUUAAAUCAGGGAAUUUGUGGAAGAAUUAUUAGAAGUCACGGAAAAUUUGGAGUUGGUUAUAAAACUAGAUAUUAUUCCUAAGAAAAUAGUACAGCAUUAUAUUUUACUCAAUUUUUAUUUGUUAAGUUUGUUUAAUUUGUAUUUUAUCUUUGCAAAACUAAGGGAGCUGACAAAUAAGUUUCACGCUUGCAUUAAUAUUUUCUUAAAAUAUUGUGAAAUAUUCUAUAAAUCUUAUCAGUGAACAACAACAACAAAAUGCUCUGGAAAACCAUGAAAAUUCAGGGAAAAAUGUUUCGGAAAGUGAGUGGCCACUCUGUAACAUUCCAAAAGAAAGAAUGAUAGAAAAGAAAGAAAGAUAUGUGAAUGAACUCAAGAGAGGUAUGAUGAUAGUAUAGCAUGAGCAGCACCUUCGUGAAAAUAAACGCACACGCCAGCAGGGGAAGUUAUGGGAGGAUUUUUAUGUACCUAGUGACGUUAAAAUGCUGCAUUGUUAUGGUCCCCGUAGAAGAAAUUGUGACAGCUUAAGUUCAUCUUAAAGUUUGGCAAUUUAUUGCUAAUUUCCAUUAUUUUGAUGAAUACAUACAUUUCCUUCUACAGUUAUCCGGUAUAGGCUAUGAUUGCAUAAUUGGCAUUUGAAAUUUGCUGAUUUCUGAUUUUGAAGUAAAUGCUUGAUAAUUUUGGGGUUUGAUAUAACCAAAUAUGAAGUUUGCUGACUUCGAUGAUGUAAACAUGAGUUUGUAUAAUGAGACAACUUUUUGUCCCUUUUUUAUUCAUUCUGAUUGCUGUCGCUGUCACUUUUAGGAAUAUUACAGAAAUUUAUUAUUGUCACUUUCAGGAAUUACGUCAGAUUAAUGAUGUUUAUAUUGGCAAAUUGUUGUUUAAGAUAUUGGUUAAGAUUUUUUGUGCAAGGAGCCUGUCCAGAUAUUGGUGUUCCUGACAGUGGUGGUUGUUCCAAGAUACCCUUCUAGAAGCACCAAUGUUAGGAGGGUUUCACUUGUGCUUAAUGACUGAUUAAACUUGGGAAGAUGAAUUUGUAUUUAAUAUUUAUUAUGUGAGACCUUUCUGUAAAUUUUUUUUACUCUGCAGUUCUUCUGACACUCACCAAAACCUUCACACAACUUAAGUUAUUUACUAGUCAAGUAUUGGACUUACAUUCCUAAGACUAUUAAAUCUUCAAAUCCUUUUAAUUGUGAAGAUUUACGAUUUGGAAAAUUGAAACUUAUCUUUGUGAAUUUUUUUUUUCCAGUCGAUUAAAUCGUUUGCUUUUAAAGUAUGUCUAUUCUCCAAGCUCUUAAGCUUUGAGACUUCUGUAAUAUAAUUUCAUUAAUAUGCUCAUCAAGACUUGGAUGAAUUUAUUUUUCUGUGAAUGGGAGUAGAGAAUUAAUUACCUGAUUAAUUUGCUGUAUAACCUCCUUUCAUAGUGAAUUCAAGUAUGCUCAGUUUUCCUGAUUUGCUGUUGCCCUAAAAUGGCCACAAUAGAACAGCUGAAAUGUUGGAAAAUCAACCCACCAAACAGCAUUGCCUGGGCAAUAUGCGUUAUAUUCUUUGAAAUAGUUUUGUCUUUGAGAGCAUAGGCUUCCUUGGCCAGACUUGACUGCUUCGACGACUCUGCUUCCUAGGCAAAUAUGCCAAUGUUUCGGCUGCCAUUCUGUGACCUGCCUCAUAGUGAAAUGCCAAGUAGUUUUGCCCUUGCUAACUUCUUUUUAUGCCAUCCUUUCUACAUUUAUUAUGUAGCCCAUUUAAUUGUAUGCAGAGGAGUUGAUGAAUUGCAUUAGAAAGAUUUACGAUUUUUUUCACCUCUAAGUAGGCUAGAAUUAUUACAUUGUUUAAUCUGUAUACAAAUGUACAUGUUUUAUGAAGCUUUUCUUUAAUGUCUUAUGUAACAUUCCACAAUCUGUUACAUUUCGUGGUGAUACUGAAGGGUCUGUGUCUGAUGUUGUAAAUCACCGAGUUGUCAGAGUAAUACAUUUUCAAAGUGUUUGGUUGCAAAGAGUUUAUGUACUGUAUUUUUGUUGCAUUUUUUUAAAUGUGUACUAACUAUUCUAUAUAAGGAGAGACAAACAUCUGGUUAAAGGAAAAUGCAGUUGAGAAAUGUGAAAUUCGUAUCCUGCUUGUGUAAUAGAUUUAAAUUCUAGUCAUACUUUCUUGUCAUCUUGGGUACUUCUGCUUAUGAACUUCUGUUUUUAUUUAACCAGUCUGCAUGUUGACAAUCCUUUUGCAUAGUUUCAAGUAAAAUAACAUAAUAAAUGUAAUAUUUUCUUUAUAUUUAUGACAAUCAGUAGACAGUGUAUGUAUUAACAAGUCAAUAUUUUUACAAAUGUAUUUAUAUACAGUAUUUUUACAUUGUACAAGGCAAAUUAUAUCUGUAGAGUCA